Messenger RNA from Coregonus sp. 'balchen', 9133 nucleotides. Lineage: Eukaryota; Metazoa; Chordata; Actinopteri; Salmoniformes; Salmonidae. The record is from the annotation of a GenBank genome assembly.
UUUGAUAUAUCGUGGUGAAUCGUUCAUUUUCGUUGUUGUGACGGAGACUGCCGAAAAUUCGCCAUAGGAUUUCUAGCUAGUGCUUAAAUUAAUCGCUGUUCUGGUCAAGAAGGCCAAAUAGCGACAAGGUAAGAAUAAAAUACCAAUACUUAAUUCCUAUGUGACCAUGCAGAUUGUAUAGUUUACAUUAGUAUGCAUUAUUUGGAUUUAGUAACAGCCAGCCUCUGUAAAUUCAGUGCGAUGUCCCGUGUCCUUGACUUGUAUCUAGCUAACAUUGGACGCUAACUUGCUAAGAAAGCAUUCGACAACACCAACUCGAGUGCUGAGAAAACGUCAACGCAGUACUAGCUAACAUUGGAGACAGGGGAGGCCGUUUCAUGUAACUUAACUGAUGUGGACAUUUAUUCACUAUUAUGUUGACUGUGUGUGUGACAACUUCUAGUAAGUUGACACAGCUAGCAAGGUGUCCGAUUUUGUAACAUCUUGAGUUUACAGGUCGUUAUGCAGUUGUCCCUUGCCAUAGACCACCGGCAGUAGUGCACACAUAUUAUCAUAAUUAAUACAACUAAUGUAAUUUGUUAUGACAUAUGUACCCCAUGCUGUGUCUUACUCUUAGAUACGCUAACUAGAACGAUUAGCUAUACAAUAGCCAGUUAGAUAUGUUUCACUUCUGCUCUCUUUCCAGCGUCAUGUUGCGUUUGCCAGCCGUUAGCCGCGCGCUAGCUGGGGCAGCCAAGGGCAGCCUGGUCCCCUCCAACAAUGGUAAAGACCGUGUGUGCACCCUCAAGCUACUUGGAUACAUGAAUGCAUGUUGUGUUUUGAAGCGAACACACACAAUUUCUCUCUAGGGUUUCUGAUUACUUUGAAGUGUUAUCUGUGUUUGUGUUUGCAGUGCGUACCUCAGCAAGAGCUGCCAGUAACAUGGUGGAGGUGUUUGUUGAUGGGAAACCAUUGGAGGUGCUGCCUGGAACCACAGUGCUGCAGGUAACCUUUGAACUUUGACCUCACACUGACCCCAUUCACCAUGUAGGGUUAUGCAGUAGGCCUGGUGACUAAUUGUGGCUGUGUGUUUUAUUGUGACUGACUCAUUGUAUUUGUGUUUGUUUAGGCCUGUGAGAAGAUGGGGGUGCAGAUUCCUCGAUUCUGCUACCACGAGCGCCUGUCUGUGGCUGGGAACUGCAGAAUGUGUCUGGUGGAGAUCGAGAAAGCCCCAAAGCUGGCGGCGGCGUGCGCCAUGCCAGUGAUGAAAGGCUGGAACAUCCUGACCAACUCAGAGAAGACCCGCAAGGCCAGAGAGGGAGUGAUGGAGUUCCUGCUGGCUAACCACCCUCUGGAUUGCCCCAUCUGUGACCAGGGAGGAGAGUGUGACCUUCAGGUAAACACACACACUCUGAACGUGUAAAUGCGCACACACACACACACACACACACAUACUGACUGUUGUGUUUUUGGGUGUGGGUUGUGCCUCAGGACCAGUCCAUGCAGUUUGGUUCAGACCGCAGUCGUUUCUCUGAGGACAAGCGGGCCGUGGAGGAUAAGAACAUUGGACCACUCAUCAAAACCAUCAUGACCCGCUGCAUCCAGUGCACACGCUGCAUCCGGUGAGUACUAUGCUGUGUCCCUCUCAGCCACCGUACUAAUCUUUCUCCGCUUUGUUUGUCCCUCUCAGCCACCAUACUCCUCACUCUCUCUCUCCCUUCGCUUUGUAUGUCCUUGUCAGCCACCGGUACUCCUAUCUCCACUCUGUAUACAUUCUAAUGCUAGGCCUUUGUGCCUAAAUGCCAGUUUUACCAGUGAGAUUGCUGGCCAUGGGUUGGUAUUGAUCAGAUUUGAUAGUUUUUUUUAUUUCUCCAUAUGCCAGUUUUGCCAGUGAGAUUGCAGGUGUAGAGGACCUGGGUACCACAGGCAGAGGGAACAACAUGCAGGUGGGAACGUACGUGGAGAAGAUGUUCAUGUCUGAGAUGUCAGGAAACGUCAUCGACAUAUGUCCAGUAGGAGCCCUCACCUCCAAACCAUACGCCUUCACCUCACGACCCUGGGAGACCAGGUACUGUGUGUGUGAGAUAUAUACAGUGGGGAGAACAAGUAUUUGAUACACUGCCGAUUUUCCUACUUACAAAGCAUGUAGAGGUCUGUAAUUUUUAUCAUAGGUACACUUCAACUGUGAGAGACGGAAUCUAAAACAAAAAUCCAGAAAAUCACAUUGUAUGAUUUUUAAGUAAUUAAUUUGCAUUUGAUUGCAUGACAUAAGUAUUUGAUACAUCAGAAAAGCAGAACUUAAUAUUUGGUACAGAAACCUUUGUUUGCAAUUACAGAGAUCAUACGUUUCCUGUAGGUCUUGACCAGGUUUGCACACACUGCAGCAGGGAUUUUGGCCCACUCCUCCAUACAGACCUUCUCCAGAUCCUUCAGGUUUCGGGGCUGUCGCUGGGCAAUACAGACUUUCAGCUCCCUCCAAAGAUUUUCUAUUGGGUUCAGGUCUGGAGACUGGCUAGGCCACUCCAGGACCUUGAGAUGCUUCUAGUUGCCCUGGUUGUGUGUUUCGGGUCGUUGUCAUGCUGGAAGACCCAGCCACGACCCAUCUUCAAUGCUCUUACUGAGGGAAGGAGGUUGUUGGCCAAGAUCUCGCAAUACAUGGCCCCAUCCAUCCUCCCCUCAAUACGGUGCAGUCGUCCUAUCCCCUUUGCAGAAAAGCAUCCCCAAAGAAUGAUGUUUCCACCUCCAUGCUUCACGGUUGGGAUGGUGUUCUUGGGGUUGUACUCAUCCUUCUUCUUCCUCCAAACACGGCGAGUGGAGUUUAGACCAAAAAGCUCAAUUUUUGUCUCAUCAGACCACAUGACCUUCUCCCAUUCCUCCUCUGGAUCAUCCAGAUGGUCAUUGGCAAACUUCAGAUGGGCCUGGACAUGCGCUGGCUUGAGCAGGGGGACCUUGCGUGCGCUGCAGGAUUUUAAUCCAUGACGGCGUAGUGUGUUACUAAUGGUUUUCUUUGAGAAUGUGGUCCCAGCUCUCUUCAGGUCAUUGACCAGGUCCUGCCAUGUAGUUCUGGGCUGAUCCCUCACCUUCCUCAUGAUCAUUGAUGCCCCACGAGGUGAGAUCUUGCAUGGAGCCCCAGACCGAGGGUGAUUGACCGUCAUCUUGAACUUCUUCCAUUUUCUAAUAAUUGCGCCAACAGUUGUUGCCUUCUCACCAAGCUGCUUGCCUAUUGUCCUGUAGCCCAGCCCAUCCCAGCCUUGUGCAGGUCUACAAUUUUAUCCCUGAUGUCCUUACACAUCUCUCUGGUCUUGGCCAUUGUGGAGAGGUUGGAGUCUGUUUGAUUUGAGUGUGUGGACAGGUGCAGUUAAUACAGGUAAUGAGUGGAGAACAGGAUGGCUUCUUAAAGAAAAGCUAACAGGUCUGUGAGAGCCGGAAUUCUUACUGGUUGGUAGGUGAUCAAAUACUUAUGUUAUGCAAUAAAAUGCAAAUUAAUUAUUUAAAAAUCAUACAAUGUGAUUUUCUGGAUUUUUGUUUUAGAUUCCGUCGCUCACAGUUGAAGUGUACCUAUGAUAAAAAUUACAGACCUCUACAUGCUUUGUAAGUAGGAAAACCUGCAAAAUCGGCAGUGUAUCAAAUACUUGUUCUCCCCACUGUACUGUGUGUGUGAGAAUAUAUCAAGUGUGUGUGUACAACGUGUGUGUUUGUAAAAAGGAAGAUGGAUAUACACUCUAGAUCCAGUAUAUAGACAUGAUGGACGGUGUAGGCAGAACCAUUGUUGUGUGUUUGUAGGAAGACUGAGUCUAUAGAUGUGUUGGAUGCAGUAGGCAGUAACAUCAUUGUGAGUACGCGUGGUGGCGAGGUGAUGAGGGUUCUGCCCCGCCUGAACGAAGACAUCAACGAAGAGUGGAUCUCAGACAAGACCAGGUGAGACACAGACCUGGCCCUAACCACACCCCUUACUUGUCUAUCACCCUGCAAACAGUUGGGACUUCAAAGUCCAAUCAAUAUAUGUAGAUAACGUGCGUGUUGAUACCGUGUCUACCGUGUGUGUUACAUGUGUAUAAAGUGUGUGUGUGUGUUUGUAGGUUUGCGUAUGACGGUCUAAAGCGCCAGAGGCUGACCCAGCCUAUGGUGAAGGACGCGUCAGGACAGCUGGUCCCCACAUCCUGGGAGGACGUACUCACACGCGUGGCCGGAGCAGUAAGUCUGUGUGUAGUGUCCGUCUGUCUGUGAUGUGUCUGUCACUGAUGUUUGUCACUCAACAGACAUGUUGGACACUGUAGGCAAUGACAUUGUUUUCUGUCUGUCUAUAGGAAGAUCUGAAGUGGUGCCUAUAAUGUUUGUCUGUAUAAAAAGUUAGUAUAUACAGUGCAUUCUGAAAGUAUUCAGACCCCUUGACUUUUUCCACAUUUUGUUACAUUACAGCCUUAUUCAAAAAUUGAUUAAAUCGUUUUUUUCCCCCUCAUCAAUCCACACACAAUCCCCCAUAAUGACGAAGCAAAAACAUGUUUUUAGAAAUUUUUGCAAAUGUAUUAAAAACAAAAAACGGAAAUAUGACAUUUACAUAAGUAUUCAGACCCAUUACUCCUUUGGCAGCGAUUACAGCCUUGAGUCUUCUUGGGUAUGACGCUACAAGCUUGGUACACCUGUAUUUGGGGAGUUUCUCCCAUUCUUCUCUGCAUACCCUCUCAAGCUCUGUCAGGUUGGAUGGGGAGCGUCGCUGCACAGCUAUUUUCAGGUCUCUCCAGAGAUGUUCUAUUGGGUUCAAGUCCGGGCUCUGGCUGGGCCACUCAAGGACAUUCAGAGACUUGUCCCGAAGCCACUCCUGUGUUGUCUUGGCUGUGUGUUUAGGGUCGUUGGGGUCGUUGUCUUGUUGGAAGGUGAACCUUCGCCCCAGUCUGAGGUCCUGAGCGCUUUGGAGCAGGUUUUCAUCAAGGAUCUCUCUGUACUUUGCUCCGUUCAUCUUUCCCUCGAUCCUGACUAGCCUCCCAGUCCCUGCUGCUGAAAAACAUCCCCACAGCAUGAUGCUGCCACCACCAUGCUUCACCGUAGGGAUGGUGCCAGGUUUCCUCCAUACGUGACGCUUGGCAUUCAGGCCAAAGAGUUAAAUCUUGGUUUCAUCAGACCAGAGAAUCUUGUUUCUCAUGUUCUGAGAGUCUUUAGGUGCCUUUUGGCAAACUCCAAGUGGGCUGUCAUGAGCCUUUUACUGAGGAGUGGCUUCCGUCUGGCCACUCUACCAUAAAGGCCUGAUUUGGUGGAGUGCUGCAGAGAUGGUUGUCCUUCUGGAAGGUUCUCCCACCUCCACAGAGGAACUCUGGAGCUCUGUCAGAGUGACCAUCAGGUCCUUUGUCACCUCCCUGACCAAGGCCCUUCUCCCCCGAUUGCUCAGUUUGGCCAAGUUGCCAGCUCUAGGAAGAGUCUUGGUGGUUCCAAACUUCUUCCAUUUAAGAAUGAUGGAGGCCACUGUGUUCUUGGGGACUUUCAAUGCUGCAGAAUUUUUUUGGCACCCUUCCCCAGAUCUGAGCCUUGACACAAUUCUAUCUCGGAGGUCUACGGACAAUUCCUUCGACCUCAUGGCUUGGUUUUUGCUCUGACAUACACUGUCAACUGUGGGAACAUCAAUAGACCGAUGUGUGUGCCUUUCCAAAUCAUUUCCAAACAAUUUAAUAUACCAUAGGUGGACCUCUAAUCAAGUUGCAGAAACAUCUCAAGGAUGAUCAAUGGAAACAGGAUGCACAUGCGCUCAAUGUCGAGUCUCAUAGCAAGGGUCUGAAUACUUCUGUUUUUUAUUUUUAAUACAUUUGCAAACAUUUCUACUAACCUGUUUUAGCUUUGUCAUUAUGGGGUAUUGUGUGUAGAUUGAUGAGGAUAUUUUUUAUUUAAUCCAUUUUAGAAUAAGGCUGUAACGAAACAAAGUGGAAAAAGGGAAGGGGUCUGAAUACUUUCCAAAUGCACUGUAUGUAUGUAUGUAUGUAUGUAUGUAUGUAUGUAUGUAUGUAUGUAUGUAUGUAUGUAUGUAUGUAUGUAUGUUUAGGUAUCGUGUGUAAUGUUUCUGUAAUGUGUGUGUGUGUGUGUGUGUGUGUGUAGUUGCAGGGGGCCCAGGGCAGUGACGUGGCAGCCAUAGCUGGAGGUAUGGUGGAUGCGGAGGCUCUGGUGUCUCUGAAGGACCUGCUCAACAGACUGAACAGUGACAACCUCUGUACUGAGGAGGUCUUCCCACAUACUGGGGCUGGGUGAGUCAGGGUGUCAGGGUGCGGGAGGAGGUCUUCCCUGACACUGGGGCUGGGUGAGUCAGGGUGGCAGGGAGGGGGAGGAGGUCUUCCCCGACACUGGGGCUGGCUAAAUCAGGGAGGGGUGAGUUAAGGGUGUGGGAGUAGGGGUGAGUCGGGAGUAGUGAGGUAGAGAAGGGUGAAGGAAUUGUAUAUUGCAUCAUGGUUAGAUUAUGGUUGGUUAUGGUACGUUAAUAAUAGGUUGUAAUAGGUUGUAUUAUGGUUAGUAAUGGCAUGUUAGUAAAAAGUUGUCUCAUGGUUAGUAAUAGGUUGUAUUGUGGUUUGUUUAGCUCUGACCUGCGUUCCAACUACCUGCUGAACUCUCGGAUCAGUGGCAUUGAGGAAGCUGACCUGCUGCUACUUAUAGGAACCAACCCUCGCUACGAAGCCCCGCUCUUCAAUGCACGCGUCCGCAAGAGGUACACACACACACACACACACACACACACACACACACACAUCUAAACAUUGGCUGCAUACACACACACACACACACCAAUCCUUGAAGUGAGGUCCUGCUUUCAACAGAUGUAUCCAAAAGUGCAACCUCCAUAAACACACACACACAUUAAUUGAUGUCUGCAGCAGCGCACGCACACACACACACACACACACACACACACCAACUUGCAGUAGGAAGCCUCUCUCACCAUCUCCCCUUCCUUUCUCAGCUGGUUGCAUAAUGAGUUGAAGGUGUCUGUGGUGGGGAGCAGUGCGGAUCUGAGUUACACUUACGACCACCUGGGAGAGUCUACUCAGGUGCUGCAGGACAUCGCUAACGGAACACACCCCUUCUGCCAGGUAACCACGGCCACCACAGACUGGGAAGGGAUUGGGGGGGGGACAGUCGGCGCGAGUUGGGGUUGCAUUGUUGUCGAUAGAAAUGUUGCAACCAACAUUGUUACAGAGAAAUGCUGCAACCAACAUUGUUACAGAUCGGAAUGUCGUGAAUAGAACUGACAUGAUUGGUCAUUCUGCAUGACAGAGAAGCAUGUCUGUUCUAGAAUCUAGACCAUGUAUUUCCAUCUGCGUUCCAUAAUGUUGUGUACUACUGGACGUGGUCCAGUUCUGUUUGUGGUUAUGCAAUGCCCUAACCUUUCCCUGUCCUUCUCUCUUUCUCUCUCUCCUCCUCCAGGUGCUGGCGCAGGCCAAGCGACCGGUAGUGGUGGUGGGUAGUGCCUCUCUUCAGAGGGAGGACGGAGGAGCCAUCUUGAGCUCUGUGCAAAUCAUCGCCCAGAACGCUCGGGCCAGCAGCGGAGCGGAUGAGGGCUGGAAGGUCCUCAACGUCCUACACAGGUUAACAUGCUAAACCUAUCUCUGGGCUAACUUCUAGUAGCAUUGAGCAUCCAGCUAUUACUAGCAUUUAGCAUCCAGCUAUUACCAGCAUUUAGCAUAUAGCUAAUAUAAGCGUUUAGCAUACAGCUAACAAUUUUGUCUAUCCCUACUAGCAUCCAAUCAUCUGUGUGUGUGUCUACUAGCGUCCAAUCAUCUGUUUGUCUAUCUGCAGGGUAGCCAGUCAGGUGGCAGCCCUGGAUCUGGGCUACAAGGCGGGGGUGGAGUCUAUCCGUAAAGCCCCGCCCAAAGUUCUGUUCCUGCUAGGAGCUGACGGAGAAUGCAUCACCAGACAGGACCUGCCCAAAGACAGCAUGAUCAUCUACCAGGGUACACACACACACACACACACACAGGACAACAUGUUCAUUUAUCAGGGUAGAACACACCCAGUGCACUCUUCCCAUGCAACACACGCACCUGCCAUUCUAUAUACAGCAUAUGUAUGGUACAUGUCUGAGGGCUGUGUGUGUAUCGCUGCCAGGUCACCAUGGAGACGUGGGUGCUACCAUGGCUGACGUUAUCCUGCCCGGCGCGGCGUACACGGAGAAGAACGGAACAUACGUCAACACAGAGGGGAGGAGUCAACAGACACGCGUGGCCGUCACCGCGCCCGGCAUGGCCAGGGAGGACUGGAAGAUCAUCAGAGCCAUCUCUGAGGUACACACACACACACACACCCAUACCGUAUGCAUUUCUUGAAGACGUAGUGUGUAUAUAAAGUGUGUGUGUGUUAUAUGUAACUAAUGAGUGUGUUGCAGCUGGCGGGGCUGACUCUACCCUAUGACUCUGUGGAUGAGGUGAGGGGCCGGCUGGCCGAGGUUUCUCCUAACCUGGUCCGCUACGACGACGUUGAGGAGGCCAACUACUUUAAACAGGCCAACCAACUCUCACAGGUAACCUUUCACCCCUAACCUCAAACUCUCACAGGUCAGAACAUAGCCUUUAACAUUCCACCCCUUAACUGACUUUUCUUUACAAUCAACUGUUAUGAAAUCAUCAUUGGAGACUGUUGUUUUUGACACUGAUAUUGAGAGCAUACUCAACCGUCCUUUAUUUCUCUCUCUCUCUCUCUCUCUCAGGCUGUGAAUCAGACUCUUCUAGCAAAUCCUCUCGUUUCUCCUCAGCUGACAGCUAAAGACUUCUAUAUGACAGGUAUGUACCAUAGACAUAGCUCUGUGAAUGUUUGUUUGUCAGACUGAUGAGAGGGCGGAAUGCACAUGGAUAAUUGGUGGGAUCCUUUUGUCACUUGUGUGAGGAAAUGAGUGUGUGUGUAACAUUCUCUCUCUCAUAGAUCCCAUUAGUAGAGCGUCUCAGACUAUGGCCAAGUGUGUUAAAGCCGUCACAGAGGGAGCUGACGCCGUCGACGAACCAUCCAUCUGCUGAACUCAUACGCACACACUCAGACAGCCAAACGCACACACACAGUGAUGACGCUCUCCUUUAUUUAAGUUGUUUUUUGCUGAUUGCUGUAAAGAUGUAAUGUCCACACUGAGUUCAAGGGAAGAGACUUUGUUGAAGAAAAUGAAACUUGAUUAUGAAUAAAAUCUUAUCCUGUA